Pogona vitticeps (central bearded dragon) is the source of this 2033-nucleotide messenger RNA. It is a transcript of the gene DNAJC30, whose product is annotated as DnaJ heat shock protein family (Hsp40) member C30. NCBI's taxonomy places the organism in Eukaryota, Metazoa, Chordata, Lepidosauria, Squamata, Agamidae. The record is from RefSeq and is a predicted model, not a curated record.
CGGCGCCGCCCGCCAAUGCUUGCCUUGAGUCCGCCUCCCCCGCAUACGGAAGUGCUUUCUCAUUGGCUGUCCGGUGCGGAGGUCAUUAGCCGGCCGGUUGAGUCGCGGGGUGUUCCGCCAUGGCGAAGAUUAGCCGCGGCCGGGGUCCCGUUUGACGGCGUUGCUAUGGUUUCGGCCGCGGCCUGCGUGGCCCGCAGGGGCGCCUCUCUCCUGUUCGGUGGGCGCAGAGCGGGGCUGCCGGCCCUGGGCUUCCCGGCGGCGGGGGGGCACUCAGGGCCGGGCCAGGACCGGGGCCCGGCGAGCCCGCGGGGGUCCUCCCCGAAGGGCCUGUACGAGCUGCUGGGGGGGCCUUUGACGGCCACCCAGGCCCAGAUCAAGACGGCCUACUACAAGCAGUCCUUCCUCUCCCACCCGGACCGCAACGCCGGCAGCGAGGAGGCGGCCGAGCGCUUCACCCGCGUCAACGAGGCCUACGUGGUGCUGGGCAACGUCAGCCUCCGCAAGAAGUACGACCGGGGCCUCCUCAGCCGGGAGGACCUCCAGACGGCACGCAAGCCCUCGGGGGUCGAGGAGGAGCGGGCCUCGCGGGCGCCCUUCAAGAGGACCACCCAGGCCUACAAGCCCACCUCGAGGCCCGGCGGCAAGCCCAUCUUCGACUUCGACCUCUUCUACCGAGCCCACUACCAGGAGCAGCUGGAGCGGGAGCAGUUCCUGCGGAAGAGGCGGGAGGAGAAGAAGAAGAUGAAGGAGGGACAGGACAUGGAGUUGAAGAAGGAGCUCGCCGAGACCCUCGUCUGCCUCUUCCUACUCGGCGUCGUGGUCGCCACCCUGGGCUUUCUGUGAGCCCGGAAGAGGGGAGAGCCUUCCCGCCACCGAGGAGGAGGAACCUGCCAAGUGGAAGCCAUGGCAAAAAGAAAGGCCGUUGGGGGUGUCCUCCUCUGGGAAAACCCGUCGCAAGAAGGCUAGUGCCCUCUUGGCGCUGCAGCCACUCUGGAGGGACAGGCUGCCAGCCUCCCCUCCCCUCCGUGGUCCUCUGGCACCCACAGGACAUUAUGCAGCAUUUUAGAAGGGGCUGAAUUAUUCUCAGUCGUCGGGAUUCAACUCAAGAAAGCGAGGUCCCCCAAGUGUCGCUUCCGCAUUAAAAAUGCACUUUUCAUUGCUUUAGUUCGACCCGGUCUUACCAUCCACUUUUUCUAGUUGUCUUGGGUUUGACCCCCCCUCCUGGGGCAGUUUUCUUCCAAGGGAAACAAGUGGGGUUGAACCUUUCCUGCCUUUUUGUGCUCUUUAAGGAGAAGCAGAUGAAGGUUUUGCCUGUGCCCAUAGCAGGUGUACUCCUUUAUUUAGUAGCUGCUAUCUCAGCAGCUCAACAUUCUUCCUUCCUCCAUACACAGAUAGGUAUUUGACAAGGGUGUGUGGGAGUGAAGGUGUCAGAUCAGUUUCCCUCUUACUGAGGUGGGUUUUUCUGCUUUUAUCCUGACAGCUGAAAGCUGUUCUAGGGUCCCUCUUCACGUUUGGGCCCUGAGCUGUUUCUGAAGACAAAAGAGGGCUUUUAUUUUAUUUAAUUUAGUAAAUGUAUACCUCGCCCAUCUAGACCAAAGAUCUACUCUGGAGAGGGUUGUCACAUCUCUCCCUUUAGAGUUGGACGGAGCAACUGGGGGCCUCAGCGUUUCUGAUCUGCAACGUCCCAUCAUCCCUAGCCAGUAUGCCCAGUGGUGAAGUGAUGAUGGGAGCUGCAGUCUUGAACACAUCUGUAUGGCCACUUCUUCCACCCCUGGUUUAAAAGAUGCCUCUCUAGAUUCAAAAAAAAGACACAUAAUCUCUGUGUAGCUGAUGGCGGUUUCUGGUACUUGCAGUUGCAGGGGUGAUGGUGUCCUUUUUAGAAUGGCUAAAUUGCCGUAGAUUUCAUCCUGGCAGGUCCUGCAUUUUGGAAUGUGUCAGUGUGGGUGAUUCGAUUUGCAUCAUGCACAUGGAGUUAAAACAAAUGAUGUAAACGUGCUUUAUUUUAAUAUAUAAAGUCACAGAGGAUGAUGGUA